CUUCAGCGCCGCGGUCGUUACACCCACCGUCGACCGUCGACGUACUCCGUACAGGACUAACGAUAACUGCUAAACCUCGCCUCGGUCCGCCUGAGGUCACCUUCGCACCGUUACCAAAACUUCGCCUUGGGAGAAGCACUCGAGGAGUCCAUGCCGUGCUAACAAGUUGACAGCUUGGUACUCGAGGGACUCGUGGGUCAAUCCGACUUGUUCUGUCUGGUCAAGCGACGCAGGGCCAGCAAAGAUGUCCGUCAGACAGCGAAAGCGAUCCUCGGACCAGGACUCGCGCAGCUCAAUUUCCAACAGGCGCAAACGCUCCAAUUCGAGUGGCACCCAAAAGAGUACCGGAACCGGAGAUAGCUCCGACGGUUACGCAUUUGACACAGAUGAAGAAUUUACGUCCAUCAGACUCGGUGAUGUCUUCAAUCUGGAUCCAAGACCAAAUUUCGCCCUGAGACUGGACGCUGAUUUUGAUGCUCCUUUUGAGCCUGUUUUCAUCAAUGAUGCCCUUAGAACCGAUCACCAGCUGAUGAAAGCAAUGCCAUUUAAACACAGAAAGACUACCAUCUCUCAACCUGCGCUCAAACUGCCUAGUACAGAUUUCAGAUCUUGGAUCAGAGAUGUGGUCCAACUGGUCAACACCGACCCAUCCUGUGCUUACGGUGGAGUUCUGUGGACGGGCAUCCUGGUUCGAAAGCAGUGGAUCAUCAUUAGCGGUGAUCAUGUCACCAGCAAUCAACCCGUACUCAUGGAAACACAAGCUAACGCGAAUGCCUUGCUCAACACCGAACCAGCCCCGUACGCGGCUUCCUUUAAUACGCCAGGAACUCCAGAUUGGACCGUCGAUCAUCCCGAAGGCCAGCUCUCAUCUCAUGUCAUAUUUGCUAGAAGCAUCGAUUGGGCAGCUACCCCAUUAGGUGACAUGUCUACGUGGUCUGCUGAAUUCCGUCAAAUCGCAAAUCUUCUUAUGAGCAACCCUCAUCCGUGUGCUCUCUUUUGGGGCGACGAGUUGACUGUAAUCUAUAACAAAGCAUAUGCAGAAGGAGUUGCUGGUAACAAACACCCAAGUCUGAUGGGCACUGGUUUCCGAGGCCCUUUUUCUGAGCUUUGGGAUAUGGUUAGUGCAAUCUUUGACAAUUGUCGUCAAACCGGAAAGUCUGUGGCUGUGACGGAGCAAAUGUUACCAAUUGAGAGAUAUGGUUUCCUCGAAGAGACAUUCUAUACCUGGUCUAUCACUCCUCUUUAUGGCGGUACGAAGGAGAUCCAAGGAUUAUACAAUGCUCCAUUUGAAACCACUAAGCAAACCCGUGGAACUAGAGCCAUGAAGACACUUCUGAGACUUGGGCAGGAGACCGCUCUCGCUACUACUGUUUCUACCUUCUGGCCCAAGAUCCUUUCGGGACUAGAAGAGAAUCGAUUUGACUUCCCUUUCGCAAUCUUAUAUUCAGUAGCAGAGGACGUCGAGGAAGAAAGUAUGUCACAGUGCUCUGAAAAUUCGCAGACAUUCAAGACCUGUGCCUUGGAAGGAACACUCGGUGUACCGGAUGGACACCCUGCUACGCCAAGGCGAUUAGAUUUAAAGCGAUCUAAAGGCGGAUUCGUGCCUGCCUUUCGAGACGCACUUCAGACCCGAGAGCCAACGCUGCUUAGUAUAAAAGAUGGAACCUUAUCGGAAGCUCUGAUUGAUGGGUUCCAAUGGAGAGGAUUUCCUGAGCAAUGUAGAGAGGCUCUGGUUUGUCCGAUUCGUCCAACGACUGGUGAGAACGUGAUCGGCUUCUUGGUUGUUGGUGUCAACCCUCGACGACCAUUCGACGAUGACUAUCAAUCUUUCAUUCAACUUCUUAACAUUCAAUUGGCAACGUCAUUAGCAUCAACGACGCUCUUAGAAGCAGAAGUUAAUCGAGGUCUUACGGAAGCUGAAGCUGCUGCUUUGGAGCGAGCCCGUCUGUCGGCAGAAUUAGCAACACAGAAGAAUCGUAUGCAACGCAUAGCUGAGAAUUCUCGAGUUGGCAUGUUCUCUAUCGAUGCUGUAGGCCUGCUGUUGGAGGGCAAUGAAAGCUGGUUUGGGAUGACUGGCCACUCCAGAGACAAGAUAUUCGCCAUGUCAUGGAUAGAGACGGUUCACGAGGAUUCUAUGCAGGAAGCAAGGCAAGGCUGGAAGAUCAUGACACAAGAGCAGGUCAUUUGGUCAGCAGAACUGCGAUUGAAGAAACCCGCUAUUGAUGACAAGACUGGCGAAGAGUUGGAGAACUGGAUCAUUGCCGACUGUCUGCCAGAAUUCGACGCGCAAGGAACAUUCACAGGUGUUACGGGCAGCACCACUGAUAUCUCCAAGAUCAAAUGGGUUGAUCGACUACAGGCUCGCAAGCUUCAAGAAGCUGAGGAGACCAGAAGAGCACAAAACAACUUCAUUGAUAUCACUUCUCACGAGAUGCGAAAUCCUCUCAGCGCAAUCCUGCAAUGUGCUGACGGUAUCGCGACAUCGCUGGCAGAAGCUAUGGAGAAUCUAGACAUCAAUCGUAAAGUGAUCGAGCUUGGGAGGGGGAGGGUUGUUGAGAACCUCAAGGAAAGUAUUUCUAGCGCCGAGACCAUUCAGCUUUGUGCUCAGCAUCAGAAAUCUAUCGUUGAUGACAUCCUCACUAUAUCAAAACUGGAUUCCAACCUUCUCCUCAUUACUCCGGUUCCGGUUCAACCCGUCGAGAUCGUGAGACAGGCUUUACAAAUGUUUGCCGUAGAGUGUCAGAAAGUCCAUGAUAUCAAGAUGCGAUUCCUCGUCGAUCCGUCAUUCGAAAUCCUAGGAGUCGAUUUUGUGAUGCUCGAUUCAUCUCGAUUGUUACAGAUUUUAAUCAACCUCAUGACAAACGCCAUCAAAUUUACAAAGACCGCCCCAUUCAAGACGAUCGAUGUCUCUAUUGGCGCUCAUCUUGAGCCUCCCAUUGAGAAGCUUUCAGGCUUCGAGUACUUUCCUACAAAGAAGGCGAGAUCUGAUGUUACUGCAUCUGGCGAUUGGGGCACUGGGGAUGUCAUUUAUUUGAGUUUUGAGGUCAAAGAUAGCGGCUGUGGCCUCACAGCGGAGGAAAAGAAGAAAUUAUUCAACCGAUUCUCGCAGGCUUCACCACGAACCCAUGUGCAGUAUGGUGGAAGUGGCUUAGGCCUUUUCAUAUCUCGACAACUGACCGAACUUCAAGGAGGUGAAAUUGGAGUAGCUUCCGAAGCUGGUGUCGGAUCGACCUUCGCGUUUUACGUCAAAGCUCGACGCGCAGAAAGCCAACAGAAUAACACGGAGAUACAAAAACGAUUGAGCUCAGAGAUUCAGUCUAAUGCACGACUCGCUAGCACAUCUCCUCAGAGUGCCAAGGAUCAUGCAGCGUCAAUUUCCACACUCGUACAUCUAACGGGCAUGGCGGAGUCCUCGACACAAUCCACUUCAUUCACAAACUUUGGACCAGAGAACUGGCACGUCCUAAUUGUAGAAGACAAUCUAGUCAACCAAAAGAUCCUAGCACAACAGAUCCGCAAACUCGGCAGCAACGUCUCAGUCGCAAACCACGGUCAAGAAGCCCUUGAUCUCAUCAAAGAAACCAAGCAUUACAGAGGCCGAGAAGCAGACGGCAAAGACCUCUCGGUCAUACUGAUGGAUCUCGAAAUGCCCGUAAUGGACGGCCUGACCUGCGUCCGCAAGAUCCGUGAAAUGGAAGCAGAGGGCCUCCUCCUCCGUCAUCUGCCUAUCAUCGCGGUUACAGCGAACGCGAGAGGAGAGCAGAUUGCGCAUGCGAAGGAUUCCGGGAUGGAUGAUGUUAUGCCGAAACCAUUCCGGAUUUUGCAGAUCAGGGCGAAGAUUGAGAUGUUGUUGGCGAAGAUGGGUGCUUUUUAAGUACUGAAUGAUAGAUACGAAAUCACGAAUGAUAUGAAGGAGAACGAGAACGAGAAAGAAGACGGAAGAUGAUCAUGCAUCAAUAUGGCGCUGGGGUCUUUGUAAAAAGGCAUAGCAUUAGACGGCGCAUUUCUUCGGGCGUUGGUGUUUGAUU
This is a messenger RNA of Mollisia scopiformis, 4028 nucleotides long. RefSeq lists its product as uncharacterized. Bases 245 to 3874 code for a protein of 1209 amino acids. NCBI's taxonomy places the organism in Eukaryota, Fungi, Ascomycota, Leotiomycetes, Helotiales, Mollisiaceae. Gene Ontology annotation, biological process: phosphorelay signal transduction system; regulation of DNA-templated transcription; phosphorylation. Gene Ontology annotation, molecular function: phosphorelay sensor kinase activity. The transcript is spliced from 13 exons. The record is from RefSeq and is a predicted model, not a curated record.